Molecule: messenger RNA, 663 nt
Organism: Balaenoptera acutorostrata (minke whale)
Lineage: Eukaryota; Metazoa; Chordata; Mammalia; Artiodactyla; Balaenopteridae
Gene: CCDC192
Product: coiled-coil domain containing 192
Exons: 5
Coding region: 1-663 (220 amino acids)
Source: RefSeq, a predicted model, not a curated record
AUGGCAGCACAGAAUUCUCAAGUCUUGGGGAAAAGGAAAAUAAAUUUCCUUCAGCUUGCAGCCUCUGAAGGAACAAAAUCAAAGCUACUUGAACAAGUUUCCUGGCUGGAGAAAAAACUAGAGGCUCUGGACCGAAAGGAAGACAGUGGGGAACCAUAUGAAAAAAUGGUCCUUGCAAAAGACCAGUGUAUUGAAAAAUUACAAGCUGAAGUAAAAGCUUCCCAGGAGCAACUUGUAGCCUAUAAACUAAAGCACAAAAGGAAACUGGAAAAGCUACAAACUGAUUUGGCAACAGCUAAGCAAGAGGCUGCCAUCACAGUCCUGGAACUCAAUGAGAAGAUAAAGACUCUAUGUGAAGGAAAGCCAGCCCCUAGAGAAGACAGCUCACUGCAAGAGUGCUGUGGUGGUCUCUCGCCUGUGGAAGAUGGUGACCGAAAAAUCAACCUGAUUAUGGAGUUGUCGACCCAGGUUUCCCAUCAGACUGAGAAGAUCACUCAGCUGGAAGAAAUUUUAGAAGAAAAGGAAAGGAAGAUUCAGCAGCUGGAAGCCGAGCGGGAGGCCCAUCCUUUCCCAGAGGUCAAAGACUCUCCAGAAUGUUUACAAGAAGCCCCAAUUUUCUUUAAUAAUAGCAUCACUCCUGUGGUCUAUGACGAGGAUAUUUAA